Notothenia coriiceps (black rockcod) is the source of this 690-nucleotide messenger RNA. RefSeq names its product prolactin 2 (gene prl2). Lineage: Eukaryota; Metazoa; Chordata; Actinopteri; Perciformes; Nototheniidae. The record is from RefSeq and is a predicted model, not a curated record. Gene Ontology annotation, biological process: positive regulation of receptor signaling pathway via JAK-STAT; response to nutrient levels. The transcript has 5 exons. The coding region runs from base 1 to 690 and encodes 229 amino acids. Gene Ontology annotation, cellular component: extracellular region. Gene Ontology annotation, molecular function: hormone activity.
AUGCCUGGAACCAUCAGAUCAGUGUCUCUUACGUGGGUGGUUUUGUUGGUGUGUCUGUCCAGCAGACGGACCAGCGUGGGUGCAGCACCCAUCUGUACAAAUGGCCAGGUUGGAUGCCACGUCCUGUCUCUGGAUAACCUGUUUGACCGGGUCAUCCAACACUCAGCCAGGAUGCACAGCAUUUCAAGUGACCUUCACUCCGAGUUUGAGCAGUACUUCCUGCCUAGUAAGAAUCAAAUUGGCCGGGUGGGUCGCAUCUGUCACACCUCUACCAUCAUCACGCCAAAUGGCAAGGAGAACGCUCAGAGAAUGGCGAGAGAGCAGCUGACGGAGGUGAUUCUGAAGCUCCUGAUUGCAUGGAGGGAUCCUUUGUGGCAUUUCCAUCAGAGCAUGGCUCACCACCACGACUUCAACAACUUCAGCUCCAACAAAGCUCUCGAGAUGAAUGACAUGGUGCACGAGCUACGCCAAGGUGUAGAGAAAGUGGCUGAGAAGAUGCAGGUGCUGGGGAUAAUCAGUAACUCUGUCACCAGCCUGGCUUCUCCCGAGGUUUUGUUGCCAUCGGACAGUGCCGAUUGGCGGCUGAUGAAAGACUAUGACCUGCUCUACUGCUUUCGCCGAGACUCCAACAAGGUCCAGAACUACCUGAAGAUCCUCAAGUGUCGCAUAGUUCCCGAUCAUGGUUGCUAG